AACGGUACUUCCGCAGCGAAGAUCUCACGGCAAGCCGAUUUUCACUAGCGCAAGGACAUCAAAAGAGAAAAUAUAUAUGUAUGAACUAUACGGAAGUAGACGGGAAAAUAUCAAAAGUGUACCGAUCUACGUGGGGGUCUAUUUCCUCAUGGAGUACUUUCUUGGAUGGCUGGUCUUUCGAGGAUUACCAAGCGGUGUCGAUCAGCCAUUCCAGGGAGAAACAACUAUUCAUGAAAAGUCUGUCAUUCACAUAGCUGAAGCAGAUCGAAUUGCUAGUGGUGGAGACCUUAUAUGGAAAUAGCGAA
This is a messenger RNA of Aspergillus welwitschiae, 305 nucleotides long. RefSeq lists its product as uncharacterized. The transcript has a single exon. The coding region runs from base 77 to 301 and encodes 74 amino acids. The record is from RefSeq and is a predicted model, not a curated record. NCBI's taxonomy places the organism in Eukaryota, Fungi, Ascomycota, Eurotiomycetes, Eurotiales, Aspergillaceae.